CUCGACAGACGAUUGCCUUCAAGGCUGCCGGUGACUGCGGGAACGUACACAUGUCGAUCUCAGCGCCUCACUUCUCUCACUUCGUCGUCGCCCAUACCUGUCGCCGCCUGUAGCGCUCGAUCUGUCCAAGCUCCGCACUUACCGCCGAUAGCUCGAACGUCUGGACCGAAUAAACACACGACUACAGCAUAGCAAUAUGGCGUCCAUGAACUUUGUGACAUUCAACCAGGACCAUAGCCACCUCGGUGUCGGUACUUCCAACGGCUACCGCGUAUACACCACCGACCCCUUCAAUAAGCAGUCCGAGUCUCGUGAGGGCGAUGUCUCGAGUCUCGAGAUGCUCUUUUCAACCUCCCUGGUGGCUCUCACGCUGUCACCACGAGUCCUGCGCAUACAGAAUACCAAGAGGCACUCGACUAUCUGCGAAAUGACCUUCCGCACAGCAAUUCUUGCAAUGCGACUGAACAGGAAACGACUGGUGGUAGUGCUGGAAUCAGAGCUAUACAUCUACGACAUCAGCAACAUGCAGAUGCUGAAAACGGAGAAGACAUCACCAAACCCUAACGCCAUCUGCGCUCUUUCUGCAUCCUCCGAAAACAACUACCUCGUAUACCCUCUUCCCACGAAAGCCGCGCCGAAUAGCUUCCAACCGCCUUCGCAUGCGCCACCCAAGUCAGACCAUGUUGCGCCCACGAGCGGCGAGGUCCUCAUAUAUGACGCCACAAAGAUGGAGGCCGUGAACGUCAUAGAGGCCCACAAUUCACCUUUGUCGUGCAUUGCGCUCAACAAUGAUGGAACACUCUUGGCUACUGCUUCUGAGAAGGGAACUAUCAUUCGUGUCUUCUCUGUCCCAGAUGCACAGAAGCUCUACCAGUUCAGGAGAGGCUCCAUCCCGGCCAGGAUAUACAGCAUGUCGUUCAACUCGACCUCGACCCUGCUGAGCGUGUCAUCAGCAACAGAGACGGUGCACAUUUUCCGCCUUGGUACACCGAAUACAAGCCGCAGCAACAGUGUGUCUUCUGGUCCCAACAGGCCGUUGUCAGGCUCUCGUGGGCGGAGCAGCAGUCGCGCAAGUGAAGAAUUGCCAGACGAGUUCGGGGACAGCGUCGCAGAUAUCGCCACUCCGGAGCGCAAGCCGCUGAAUCCUACCUUUGGUAGCUUGAUACGGCGAACAUCGCAAACAGUAGGCAAGUCCUUUGCUGCGACUGUGGGAGGUUACCUGCCAAGCGCAGUUGCUGAGAUCUGGGAGCCAUCACGCGACUUCGCGUGGGUGAAAGUGCCCAAAUCGCUGAAUAGCGCUACGGCUGGUCCGAUCCGGACUGUCGUAGCACUCAGCAAUAACGGCCCACAGAUCAUGGUGGUCACCAGUGAAGGCAACUACUACGUGUUCAACAUCGAUCUGGAGAAGGGCGGCGAGGGCACGCUGUACAAGCAAUACUCACUCCUUGAACCAAACGAACUUGUAUCAGGCAGCAUGCAGGACUAUGCUGACUAGUUCUCGCGACACCCGCUCAGCUACCUCUGAGAUCAUGCAUGAGAAUCUCCUACCUUGUUUUUGCAUGGCCAUGGCGUUUACCAAACCACAUUAUUCCCCUAGGCUUGAGCAUAGUUCGCCUGCUAUACAUGUCUAAUUACAUCUCUGUGCGACGUCCCACAACUUAAGCCAACGGACACUGGGC
Messenger RNA from Didymella exigua CBS 183.55, 1679 nucleotides. RefSeq names its product WD repeat domain phosphoinositide-interacting protein 2. Bases 197 to 1495 code for a protein of 432 amino acids. Lineage: Eukaryota; Fungi; Ascomycota; Dothideomycetes; Pleosporales; Didymellaceae. Gene Ontology annotation, biological process: protein lipidation; protein localization to phagophore assembly site; nucleophagy. The record is from RefSeq and is a predicted model, not a curated record. Gene Ontology annotation, cellular component: fungal-type vacuole membrane; phagophore assembly site membrane; extrinsic component of membrane. Gene Ontology annotation, molecular function: phosphatidylinositol-3,5-bisphosphate binding; phosphatidylinositol-3-phosphate binding; protein binding. The transcript has 5 exons.